AUGAUCAAGGCCUAUUAUCGCUCCACUACUGCGAGAGUCCUGGUCCGCAACAAUCUUUCCCAAUCGUUCGGUAUUCGGUCUUGCGUUCGACAGGGUGGUAUCCUGUGGCCCUUUCUGUCUAACUAUGCUAUUGACUGGAUCCUCGGGAGGGCCCUACACGAAGGUGAGGGUGCCGAUUUUGCACCCGGACACCGACUGACUGAUCUCGACUAUGCCGAGGAUAUCGCCUUACUUGCUUCCGGUUUUAGUGAUCUGCAGUCUGUGGUGUCACGGGUGAACGAGGUCUCUAAAUCGUUCGGUUUAUCCAUAAACGUUGGGAAGACCAAAGUGCUUUCAAACUGCAUCCCUGAACAGGAGAAGGCACCCCUCGGAAUUGAUGGUUAUCAACUUGAAGAAGUAGACAGUUUUAAAUACCUCGGGGGGAGGCUGCUGCCUAAUGGACAGAGUAAGGACGACAUUGUCUCCCGAACUGAUGCUGCACGCAGGAUUUUCUCAGGCCUUCGGAAAUGCCUAUGGAUCCGAUGUGACCUCUCCAUCGCCAAUAAGAUUCGCGUGUACCGUGCAUCUGUCUGGUCUGUCCUUCUCUACGGUUGUGAAUGCUGGGCUUUGCCCAUGGAGGACGAGCGAAAACUGGAGGUAUUUGACCACCACUGCUUGAAGACCAUCCUUCGAGUGAAGUUCACCGACUUCGUCUCAAAUGAGACAAUCCGCGAGGAUAACUCAGGCCAUCCGAGAAAGACGACUGAGGUGGUUCGGGCAUGUUCUCCAUCGUCCACCUCAGGAACUGUGUUACUUUCCUCCUCCCUGCACCGUUGCCCCAUUGGAGGCGUCGAAGUGGGGAUCAGUUCAAAACCUGGCUCGACACAGUUCGUCAAGUCAUGGAGGUAG
Messenger RNA from Spirometra erinaceieuropaei, 888 nucleotides. The record is from the annotation of a GenBank genome assembly. NCBI's taxonomy places the organism in Eukaryota, Metazoa, Platyhelminthes, Cestoda, Diphyllobothriidea, Diphyllobothriidae.